Messenger RNA from Entamoeba invadens IP1, 540 nucleotides. Its product is annotated as serine protease inhibitor, serpin, putative. The record is from RefSeq and is a predicted model, not a curated record. The transcript is spliced from 2 exons. Lineage: Eukaryota; Evosea; Mastigamoebida; Endamoebidae. Gene Ontology annotation, molecular function: serine-type endopeptidase inhibitor activity. The coding region runs from base 1 to 540 and encodes 179 amino acids.
AUGGACCUCAAAUUCAAAUACCAAUUUUUGGCGGCAGUUACUCAGAUGAAGUGCCAAAUGAAGAACGGCGACUUUAAAAAGAAAUGCGGGGCUGUAAGACAGGAAAUAAACACCUUUGUCCAAAAAGCAACAAAGAACGUCAUCAAAGACUUUACCCAACCAGGUGUCAUUUCACCAGACACCGUCUCAGUCAUUAUCAACGCGAUUUACUUCAAUGGAGAGUGGAAUGAACCGUUCCACAUAUUGCCCAAUAAAAUGGAGUUUGAAGGAGCCGGGGAAGUGACUGCUAUGGAAGUCGACGUUGACUCGUCGGCAAAAGGGCUUGAACAACUCAAAGACAUUGUUUUUAAUACCAUCCAGUCUGUCCCAGAAAAAAGAAAAGUGACAAUCCCAAAAUUCGGUGUCGAGUCUUUAUUUGAAAUGAACGACCAGUUGAUUGAACUUGAACUCACAGACCCAUUCAGCCGUGAUGCUAAUUUUUCGAAAAUGUCCAACACAAAAACAUAUGUCUCGGCAGCAAUCCACAAAGCCGUUGUGUAA